Messenger RNA from Raphanus sativus (radish), 3758 nucleotides. Its product is annotated as DNA damage-binding protein 1b. NCBI's taxonomy places the organism in Eukaryota, Viridiplantae, Streptophyta, Magnoliopsida, Brassicales, Brassicaceae. Gene Ontology annotation, molecular function: protein binding; nucleic acid binding. Bases 257 to 3544 code for a protein of 1095 amino acids. Gene Ontology annotation, cellular component: nucleus. The record is from RefSeq and is a predicted model, not a curated record. The transcript has 21 exons.
AGUCCAUAAAAUAUCUUUUGAGCUAAAAGACAUCCAAGUCCAUCUAAGAGAGAAACUAGGGUUUAGGGAGGGGUUAUGAAAUCGUAUGAUUCUCCACCUUGAUCUCCUUCUUUCGCCUUGCUAAUCUUUCAAGGGAGACCUCGAUUUUGGUUCCGGCACGUCUAGGACAGAAAUUUCCGUACAAACAUUUCCACCGCCUUAAGACAUCGCCCGUUCAAUCUCUUCGUCUGGUACAAGGCUGCUUUUGUCCACGGCGAUGGAUCCCAUGGAAUUUUUUCGUCCCAACUCUUAUUCUAAAGCAGCAGCUGGACCAAGAGUGCAAACUGCUUAUGGGAAUUAUAUAACUACCAUUCGGCAACCAACCGCCGUGACUCACUCAUGCUGUGGCAAUUUCACGAGUAGAAAGAACUUGAAUCUUCUCAUCUGCAAAGGCUCUGUAGUAUCGAUAUAUGUCAUGGCCAAUAGUGGAUCCUUAGAGCAUCUAGUGGAUUUUCCCAUGUUUGCAAGAGUCGUUUUCAUGGAGAUUUCCCCUGUGGUCGGAUCAGCUGAAAACUUCCUUUUCAUUGCCAGUGAAAGAGGCGUGCUUUGUACGUUUGGUUGGGAUGUUGUGGCGUCUAAUGUCGUUUCACGACACACAAUGAAAUUCCAACCAACAGUACUAACUCAUGGACUAGGGAAUGAAGCCUAUGAUUACAUUGAUUACGUAAAGGGUGGUACAAUCUCUCCGGAUGGACAAGUUGUUGUCCUCCUAUAUUGUUGUAAAAACAUUUUGAGGAUUGUUGAUAUCGACGAAUCAGGACAAGGCGAAACAAGAUUUAGGAAGAUAUUCUCAACGAGUAAAAAAAUUCUUGACGUCAAGUUUCUCAACAGCGACAAUAAACGCGAUGUUGCACUCCUUUACAUGGUUGGUGUUAAUUUUCGAAGUGGGAUAUACACGAUUGGAGCUGCUAAUCUCCAUGUGAAAAGCUUCUAUCGGCAUGAUAAUACUACCAUCGAGCCUACACUUCUCGUGCCAAGUCUUGACAGUUUUCUCAUUAUUGGAAGGGAAGGUGUGAUCUAUGCAAAUAGUAACGUUGCCAAAACCAUAUUCAUUGGAAAAAUUGAUGUAGAAGCCUAUGGAAGAGUGGAUGAGAAUCCCGAAAGGUGUAUCUAUCUUCUUAGUGGGCAGGAUGGACACCUUUUUUUGCUUGACGUGAAUAUCAAGAAAAAGAUGCUACCAAGACUUGCACUUACGUCAUUGGGUAAAACCCAAACCUCACAAGCUUCUUCUAUUACACUUCUCAGCAAUGACAUCGUUUUUCUCGGCUUUCGUUAUGCUGAGUCGCAGCUUGUGAAGAUGCAUAAGCAUACCCCAGGUCUAGAAGUGCUGAAGAUGUUUGCUAAUUCUGGUCCAGUCAUCGAUUUUUCAAUAAGCAACAAGCCUGUUGGAUUCCGGAAGCUCGUCAUGUGUUCUGGUACGCAUGAGGACAGUAGUGUUGAGGUUGUUAGUACUGGGGUGGGAAUUAACCUAAAGUUGGCUGUUGAUAUUUUAGACGUCAGAAGAAUAUGGUCUCUGAAAUAUUUACACUCUGAUAUGCAUCAUACAUUCCUCAUACUUCAGAUUUUAGGUGCAAAGACUCGAGUGCUUACCGUUAGUGGUAAUGGAGGUUUCAUAAAUUAUAACAUGGCUGGCUUUGCAUAUGAUAAAUGCACGGUAUGUUGCCAUGAAGCUGGGGACGAUCAUCGUGGUGACAAUCUAUUUAUUCAGGUUACUGAUGAAUCAGUUCGACUGAUUAGUUCUAAGGAUGGAUCUUUGAGGACCGAGUGGUUUCCUGAGCCUAGGUCUCAAAUCUUAUUUGCAUCAGCAACUACCAAGCAGGUUAUUCUCUCAACUAGCGACCAGCGGCUAAUCUAUCUUCGAGUUGGUUAUAAUUCACUGGUGGAAGAGAAGCAUCUAGCUGGGUAUGACGUGUCAUGUCUGGAUAUCAGUCCCCUAGGUGAUAAUGCUUCUAGUAGUAAGCUGGCUGUUGUAGGGCUUUGGAGAAAGCGUGCAGUUUUGCUCUUAUCACUUCCAGAGCUAGAAGUUCUCGUAACUGAGCAUUUUGAAUCAAUACCAAAGUGUUUGCUUCUAUGUGAUUUUGAAGGGGUGUCAUAUUUGUUAUGUGCUCUAGUAGAUGGAACUCUUUCCACUUUCAAGUUGGUUAAAAGGCAACUGCAAGAAAAGGUCACCAAGAAAUUGAAGUGUUUCCCUGCAACACUGCGUAGCUUUUUAUCGGGUGGGUUGCCGCAUGUGCUUUUAGCAACUGAAGUAGCACCAGUUUUGAUUUUCAUCAAGGACCAACAACUGCAGUGCACCAUGCUGAAUGUGACAGAUGUUCCAGACGUGUGUCCUUUCCACCGUCCUGAUCUCUUAGAGGGGCUAGCAAUUGUUAAGGAAAAUGGAGUUGUGAUUUGCUCAAUGGGAGAUGUCGAGAGGAAUGCAAAAAUCCCAAUGACAAGCUAUGGUAGACGUAUAUGCCAUCAAGAUCAAACGGAAUCAAAUGUUGUUCUUGUCGAGGAGAAGAAGCAACCAGGAGCAGAGUUUGCAAGACAUUUAGUGCAACUCCUUGACAAAGCACUCAACACGCUAUCAUCCUUCAGACUCAAUGAGGGAGAGCUUGGAGUCUCAGUAAUUAGUUGUUCAUUUGCUGGCCAAGACGAACGUGCAUACUAUUGUGUUGGCACAUCUCGGCCGCCAGAGGGGAGGAUUUUAGUUUUCAGAGUUAGAGGUGGAGAGUUGCGUCUCGUUUCUCAAACUAUAACCAAUGGAGGUGUCACGUACCUCAAGGCCUUGCAUGGUGGACUUUUGGGCAUGGUAGGUGGUCUUCAUUGUCGCUAUUUUGAGUGGCGGUUAAAUGGUGAUCGUUACAGUCUGUAUGAGAAUCCCAAUCUUGCUGGAAUUGAAGCUGGUGGUAUAGAAGAAAGAGUUGCCUUGAUUUCCUCAAGUUCCCAACGGUAUGAGCUGCGUGAUAUUAACAGUCACACCGAGCCACGCUUCAGGACUAGGUUCACCGCCAUACAUAAGCUACAAAAUGACGCUACUUUCUGUUCUGAUGAGCUGUAUAACAUAUAUUCAAGUGCCGGAUUUGGGGAGAAUGGGAUCCCAGACAAGGCACGGCAAUGGUACUGUGGAGAGUUUAUUACGCAGAUGAAGGCGGGGACUCUAGCAAGAAUGUCAGAUGAAGAUUGUGCACAAGCACCAUGUGUUGUUUUUUCAACUGCGAGUGGCCUAAUUGGAGGAAUAGUGUCACUUCCUCCCAAAAUCUACAAGCUGUUGGGUAAGAUUCAGACUUCGAUGAGGAAAUGUACAAUGGGAAAAGGGUGCCCAGAUUUGAAGUAUCCGCACAUAUCUGGUGGAUUAUCAGCCUUGAGCACUAGCACGAGAGAGGAAUUCAUUGAUGGAAACCUGAUUGAGUGUUUUCCCACUCUAUCUUUGGAGGAUCAGAUGGCUGUAGGCAGGGAUACGGAUCUCAGUGUUGACGAGCUCGAGCACAUUGCUGGAUAUGUCACCUAUUUCCGUUGUUGAGGUCUCGAGAGCUUUCUCUCUGUUACUUUUGAGCUAAGCUGCUGCUCUGCUGUCUCUUUAUGUCUGUCGUUAUCAUGAGUGAACCUUUUGAGAUGUUUUGACGCUUUCUUUUGUAAACAAUGACGUUGCGUUCUUCGGUUCUAUUGAACAAUCUACACGAAUUAGUGCUGAAUGCACCAAAACGUUAUCGAGCUAAAGAAGCAUUUCUCUUAUA